Molecule: messenger RNA, 2736 nt
Organism: Mya arenaria
Lineage: Eukaryota; Metazoa; Mollusca; Bivalvia; Myida; Myidae
Exons: 17
Coding region: 169-681 (170 amino acids)
Source: RefSeq, a predicted model, not a curated record
AAUGGGGAGGAGGUCCAACCCAUCCAAACAGGAUCACCUGUCCAAACAGGAUCGAAUUUCAACAAUGUCCUUAGACAAUCGCGGACGUGGGUUGUGAAAAAGAAUCCAAAAUUUUUUUGGAGGGAUAAGGAGGCCGUCAUAGCCACAGUGACGAAGACAAGGAUAGAGAUGGAACAGGGUAGAACCCUGCAGGGCAACCUGGAGGCCCUGCUUAAGGUGACCUCUGAUCUAGCAGCAGAGCUCACCAAAAAAAUGGAGGUUUUGGAAAAACUUGAGAAAGGUGCCACUGAAGUUGAAAACAGACUUCAGGAGUAUGAGGAGGUAAUAAAGGGACAUAUUAUAACUCACACGUUGUGUUUAAACCUUGUACUGGAAACACUAAAACAUGGAUACUGGCAAAUAACUCGGCCAAUAUGGAAACUAACAGUGACAGAGAAACAAAUGACAAUGUUGCCAUUUGUCAGUAAGGAGGGGCUAAGCAAAUACACAACGCCUCUACAGAUUGACCAAACAGAGAAGCAACAAAGUACAACAAUCAAAUGUCUGAGACGACAGCUUAAGACAGCAAAAAGGUCAAUCUUCGUAUCAAGUGUCAAGGCCACUGCCAGUGGGGUAAAAAGAAAGAGGUUGCAUCAAAAACAGCAACGCGCACAGCCCCAGCCCAAGCCCCAGGCCCAGUAGAAAUGGAAGAAACACCAUUGACUGAAACAACAAAUGAAGAGGACCAAGCAGGAUCACCUGUUCGAACAGGAUCGAUCCAGCUCCUGAGGCCCAGGCCCACAGAGACAGGAGCCAGACAGUCGAGGCUGCCGACAUCACUUGGAGACUCGACGACUUUGAAGUCCACAUAGAUCCGGAUUUGAAGUCCACACAGAACAGGAUUUUGAAGUCCACACAGAGCAGGAUUUUGAAGUAUACAUAGAGCAGGAUUUUGAUCCACACAGAGCCCGAGAAUGAAUGACAGGAUAAGUAAUGCUCACAAUAUCCUAAAAGAAAACACAAAGUGGGUGAACCAAGAUCUCCCAAUCAAAGAAUUUUAUUGGAAUGAAAGAGGCUGGCGAGCGGCUCUAUAUUGAGCAGUUUAACCCAGACCAGGGUAUGAGAUAUGCUGUAAAAAUCCGCCUGGCACCCCUUGUCACAUGUCAAGGUCAUAUUUGGAGGUCAUUAUAUAUUGGACAUUAUGAACAUCAUUGCAAAAAUGGAGAUGCAACAGGGUAGAGUCCUCCAGGGCAAUUUAGAGUUGCUGCUUCAUGUUACAUCAGAUCUGGUUACUGAAGAAGCCAAAAAAUGGCGGAGAUAGCAAAACUUUUAUCUGUUCAAAGCGAGGAAGGAGCCCCGAAAGAUGCAAAUAAUUACCUUUAUCGAGCUGGAGCCGGAAGCAACUAUUUAGGCGCCAAUUAAACACAGUCUCCGAGUUCAUUCUGGAGUAUACGGUUACGUUAAGCAAUGUUAGAUGUCUGUCAACAAUCCCAGACGGUUACAUAUUUGACAAUAGACGACAGUGGGUCUCAAAUAACUGGUACUGUUAAAUAUCAUUCUCAGAAAUAGGAAAUUAAUGUAGGUGGAUACAAAGGUGUCAACGGUUGACGUUCAUAAACCUUUAGUUGCGUAUAUACUAUAAAAAGUUCCAACCAUAUUAAAUAAUCAGGAUUAAAUCUAGCGGAUAUUCAUAUCAACAUGACGUGAUUUAUAGUUUUUCCCCCUAGAAUAUAUUGACUUAACUAUUAAACCAUCUACGCGACAUCCGUCCGACUAUUGUAUUUUAUUUUAGAAUCAAUAUAUGUUUUUUUAUCGUUUUAAAAGUUUGCCUUUCCCUGUUCUUGUUUAAAUUACCGUCAAUGAACAGCAGUAGUAACCAACAAUAAAUCGUUGUUUUUACCGUUCAUGGACAAUUUUAGUAACCGUUUAGGGAGAGUUUAAGUAACAGCCAGUGGAGAGUUGAGGUUACCUUCAGUGCACAGUUGAAGUAACCGUCAGUGGACAGUUGAACUUACCGUCAGUGGACAGUUGAAGAAACCUUCAGUGGACAGUUGUUGUUAUCGUCAGUGGACAGUUGAAGUAACCGUCAGUGGACAGUUGAACUUACCGUCAGUGGACAGUUGAAGUAACCGUCAGUGGACAGUUGUUGUUACCGUCAGUGGACAGUUGAAGAAACCUUCAGUGGACAGUUGUUGUUAUCGUCAGUGGACAGUUGAAGUAACCGUCAGUGGACAGUUGAACUUACCGUCAGUGGACAGUUGAAGUAACCGUCAGUGGACAGUUGUUGUUACCUCAGUGGACAGUUGUAGUAACCGUCAGUGGACAGUUGAACUUACCUUCAGUGGACAGUUGAAGUAACCGUCAGUGGACAGUUGAAGUAACCGUCAGUGGACAGUUGAAGUAACCUUCAAUGGAUAGUUGUUGUUACCGUCAAUGGUCAAGUUUAGUUAACGUCAAUGGAAACAUUUAGUUACCGUCAAUAAAGAGUUUUAGUUACCGUCAAUAAACAGUUUUGGUUACCGUCAAUAAACAGUUUUAGUAACCGUCAAUAAACAGUUUUAGGAACCGUCAAUGAACAGUCAAAGUAACCGUCAAUGAACAAUUUAGUAACCGUCCAUGGACAUUUUAGUUACCGUCAUCUAACAGUUAAUCCAAAUAAGACUGCUGUUUUAUACUGUUUACGUUUUUUCUGUUCAUGAAAGAUCUUUUUUACAGUAUUAUAUAAUUCCGUGUGCACUAAUAAGUACACUUUUUAAU